Molecule: messenger RNA, 1179 nt
Organism: Macadamia integrifolia
Lineage: Eukaryota; Viridiplantae; Streptophyta; Magnoliopsida; Proteales; Proteaceae
Product: protein-lysine methyltransferase METTL21D
Exons: 1
Coding region: 238-906 (222 amino acids)
Source: RefSeq, a predicted model, not a curated record
GCUGGACUGACAAAGGCCAUUGUCAAUACACUUUGGGCUGUGCUGGUCUUGCACCAACCCAAUUCUGCCCGCGUGCGGAGUUAUCUCUGCAGCCAAACUCUCUGUGUGCCGCGUCGCGUUGCUUGCUCACCCGUUUUCUUCCGGCCAUAGUUCAGACUUCAGAGUCUUCAGAGUACAGAUGCCCCAAGGAGUUUGAACUAUCAGAAGAAAUCUCAAAGGACUUUCAUUUCAUUAAGGAUGAAAUUCACGGACUCGCCAGUGAUCGAACUCCCGGUGCGCGAUGCUGUCCUCUCCAUCCAACAAGACAAUGGUUCGAUGCACGUAGGCACCUCCGUCUGGCCUUGCUCCCUUGUCCUCGUCAAAUUCGUCGAGCGCUGGUUGCUAACCCCCAGCUCGUCUUCUUCCGCACCUAACCCCUACACCCACCUCCUCAGCUUUUCCGGUAAGCGAGCCAUCGAGCUCGGCACCGGCUGCGGCCCCGCCGGCAUGGGUCUCUCCUUACUUGGCCUCGAAAUCGUCCUCACAGACAUAGCUCCAGUCAUGCCGGCUCUCAAACGAAACCUCAAGCGCAAUAAACCCACGCUUGGGAAAACCCUUAAGACCGCUCAGCUCUACUGGAACAACUCUGACCAGAUCAAAUCCUUAAACCCUCCUUUCGAUUUCGUCAUCGCGGCAGAUGUUGUUUAUAUCGAAGAGUCUGUUCCCCAACUUAUUUCUGCCAUGGAAUCUCUUGUUGGGGAUUCUGGCGUCAUUCUGCUUGGUUACCAAUUGAGGUCGCCAGAAGCUCACAGCUUGUUCUGGGAGAUCUGUGAGAGAACUUUCAAGAUUGAAAAGGUCCCUCACGAGCAUUUGCAUCCGGAGUAUGCUUACGAGGAGACGGAUGUGUAUAUAAUGAGGAAGAAAUAAAUAAAUAAACAAUACAGAAGGAAUUCUCUGGUCGUCUCAGGUGCAACUUUUUGUCAUUAAUUCCGGUUUCCUUGGAUGUCUCCGAAUUUACUUAAUUUUAUCUAUAAACUCAAGGAUAGCAGAUCAGAAACUGUGAGACAAUUGGAAUUUUUCCACAUUAUUUUCUGUAUGGUAUUGUCUAUCGUACACUUUUUUUUAUACAUUGUUAUAUCUUGGAUUAUGUUCUAUAUGAGCGUAAUGGAUCUUUUUCAAUGUUACUAAGUUGCUACACAA